GGAGAUUAACUAGCUCGCUGGAGGAGGGAGAGCGUGCGUUCUAUUAAAUUCGAUUUAUUGUUUGCGCGCUCCAGCGACACGGUGACCUAGUAUUCGCGUUAGGGGAACAAAUCGAUGCGUUCUGUGGAUAGACAAUACUAUUAAACAAGUUACGUGAAUAUAGGUAACGAACACAUACAAAUGAAACGGGCUUUGAAGGUGGAGGUCAUCAGUAGGAAUGCGCAAACCGAAUAGUGCGCAUGCCCGGACGUGCUCCCUCACGCCUGCGCUUCGCCCGUCGCGGUUAACUCCUUAUCAACGUUGCACUGAUAUUGUAAAUUCGUUGAAUCAGUGUUAUAUUUGUGUAAUCCAGAAAAUUAUAAUGAACUUAUAUCACGUUUUGAGCAAACAAUUAUAGUCGGCUAACAUAAACGGUUAACUUGUUUUCUGAUGUGCAACCGUGUCGGCGGUUCGAUAUCGAUACUUGUGCUCUUACUCCUGAACACCAGGAACUGUUCGGCUAGCAUUCAAUAUGAUGCCCCUGGCAAGAUAUCGUUCAACUCGGUGCAGGCGUGGGCAGUCAAACUUGGUACAGAAUUAUAUCAUUUUGGUGAGUUUAUUACUCGGAAGAAAGAAGUUCAGGAUAGUUUUAAGUCCGCGCAAAUUGAAGUGCGGGAUGGAGAAAAAUUAGUACAAAAUAUGGCGGACGAUAUUCGAGCCAUGAUGGAGCUCAAAAUUAGUGCCGUUAAAAGGAUCGUAGAAGCGGCUGAGAACAUGGCGUUCGAUAAACAAAAUGAACCUGUACCGGAAGAUUUUCAAUUUUACAAUAGCAAAGAAAUGGACGAACCUUACGAUGAUGUAUCGUUGACGACCACACCAGAACCGGAAUUCAAUGUUGAUAAUUGGAUUGUUCGACCGCCAACGAAAAGUGCUCAUCUACAAGCGAAUCCCCACUUUUCAAACAUACCUGUGAACGCCAAUUUUAGUAGCGUUCAUGUUCCUACCAAUGUUUAUGCUUGGGCGCCGGAAGUAAUAAAAGGAAUACAUUGGUCCGAAGGCUUAGAUACGCACUUUAUCAAUAAUUAUCAAAGUGAUCCGACACUCUCUUGGCAGUACUUCGGCAGUUCAACAGGAUUCAUGAGGCAUUACCCUGCAAUGAAAUGGCGGGCUGAUCCUGUUGAUAUAUACGAUUGUCGUACAAGAGCUUGGUACAUGGAAGCGGCAGCCAGUCCAAAGGAUGUAGUAAUUUUGGUCGAUCGCAGCGGGUCAAUGACUGGACAAAGACGGGAUAUAGCUAAGCACGUUGUUACGAAUAUAUUGGAUACCCUCGGUAAUAAUGAUUUCGUCAGCGUCAUGACCUUUGCUGAUACAGUCGAAGAAAUUGUACCUUGCUUUGAAGAUUCCCUUGUUCAGGCAACUUUAGGUAAUCUACGUGAGCUGAAAUUGGCAUUGGAUAAUUUUGAAACAAUGGAAAUAGCAAACUUUUCUGCAGCUUUGACUAGGGCGUUCGAGUUAUUAGAAAUCUAUCGAAACAACAGUGGCGGAGCUAAUUGUAAUCAGGCAAUUAUGCUAGUUACUGAUGGCGUUCCAUACAACUACAAAGAAAUUUUCGAGAGAUACAAUUGGAAAUACGAGACUCCAGUGAGGGUGUUCACGUACCUGAUAGGGCGCGAGGUAAAGGUUGCUGAUGUCAGGGAAGUGAAAUGGAUGGCUUGUGCAAAUCGAGGAUUCUACGUUCAUCUCAGUACUUUAGCAGAAGUAAGGGAGCGGGUCUUGGAGCACGUUAAUGUUUUGGCGCGGCCCCUUGUGUUGCAAAGAGAAAAACAUCCUGUAGUUUGGACUCCUGUAUAUGCAAAUGUUACCGAUCCUAAAGUGGCUGAUUAUCUGUGGGAGCAACGCGAAAGAGCCGAACAGAAGGAGCGUUUCUUGAGUCAGCGAAGGGACAAGGUACUCUUCAACUCUGAGAAAGAACAGGAUCGCCGUUGGAGAAUCACACAGAUGAAACAGGGGCAGUACAGUGAACUAGGAAACUCCCAGUAUCAGUUGAUGACUUCAGUUUCUAUGCCGGUCUACGAUCUUCGCCAUAAUGAGUCCGUAGAGGAGAAUGGACCGAAAGAGAUGCGUAUUGCUAAAUUAUUGGGAGUAGCUGGCACGGACGUUCCCUUAUCAGAAAUACAAGCUCUAAUGACACCUUAUAAGAUUGGAGUCAACGGGUAUGCCUUUAUAGUGACCAACAACGGAUACAUUUUGUUACAUCCUGACUUGCGACCUGUGUUUCAACAAAUCCUAAAGCCGAGCUACAACAGUGUGGAUAUGAUUGAAGUUGAGUUGUUUGAUGAUGACCGAGGACCUAGGAACUUCAGCAAGGAGCUAACUGCGCUCCGUAAAGAAAUCAUCGAUCAAAAGACAGGCAAUAAAGUGAUGAACGUCAAAUAUCACUUGGAUGACAUGAAAAGAGUAUCGCGAGCUAAGAAGCAUUACUUCUGGACGGGCAUCAGUGACUCACCGUUUACUUUGGUAGUUACGAUCCCCGAGAACUACGGACGUCAUCGUAUCACACCUCCCCCGACGGAUGAUAUUCACCGCUUAUCGCUCACAUCCAAGAACAUAUCGGCCCGGCAGUAUUUAUCUGAUAAAUGGAGCGUCCACCCUGAUUGGUUGUACUGUCGUCACUACGAGCGUACUUUUUCAUCGCCCGAAGAAGAGUUGCUUUACUUUUUGGAGCGCGUUGCGAAGCCAGGGUGGAGAUGGCCGGCGAAACCUAGACCCCCGGAACACCACAAGAACAAACAAGGCCACGAACGACAUAACAAUGGAACACCGGAAACUAAAGAUCGGAACAAAGUUACAAACAGCACUCCCAGAAAUGAAUAUUACUGUGACCACGGCUUGAUGCAGGCUCUGGUAUAUGAUGCCAGAAACACAGCAUGGUUCAAUAAGAGUAUUUUGGAUUCGGCUUCCGAUGAAAAAGCGUCUGAGUUCAUUCAGCGUUUUGGAUACAUCGUGGCAUUUCUGUCAACUCACAGCGGAUUGACCCGAUGGCAAACUCAUCCGCCGAGGGAGCAGGAUAACGUUAGGGCUGAAUUCGGAAAGCAAUGGCCCCGUUCGAUAGAUGAAGUGUGGUAUCGACGCGCAGUCGAGCAACAUUACGUGGAUCCCCUCAGCUACGUUUACAGCGUUGAAAUAAACACAGAUAAGUUUCCGUUGAAUAUCAGUAAUGCUGUUGUAACUGCUUCUCAUGCGGUGUUCCACGGAGACGGCUACAAGAAAGCGCCAGCAGCCGUAGUCGGGUUCCAGUUCAAGCACGAACGUCUUAGCGAGUGGUUUGAGAAUAUAACUUCGUCGUGUGAGCACAACAAGGAAUGCGUGACUUGUCUCUCGGACACCUGGGACUGUUACCUCGUCGAUAACAACGGUUGGAUCGUCGUCAGCGAGGAUGUUACACAAAAUGGCCAAUUCUUUGGAAGGAUUCGUCCCGAUAUAAUGACGAAGCUGGUCGAAGACGAAGUUUACAAAGCCGUGCAUAUUGUGGACUAUCAAGCUGUCUGCUUCCGAGAAAAGAAAACCACGAAUCCUGCUUCAAAAUUGAUGACGCCGUUGCACAAUUUUAAGAUCAUAACGUCAUGGUUUGUGUCUACAACUUUAUGGUUUUACAAUUCGAUCGCUUUAAGUCUCGCUCAAGCCUCCAGCUACUCUUUCGACGAUGACUAUGUUACACCCACCGUUGCAUAUCAGAGUUACGAGAACGAUGAAGAAAAUGACGACUCUUACAUGUCGAAACCGACGAAUAUGCGAACUUUAGAGAGGGACUUCGAGAAAUUGGUGUUGAUCAACAGAACCAGACCGACGCCUUGCGAUAGAGAAAUGUUCCUUUACCAACUCGAGUACAGCAAUUUGGACGCGAAAUUAAACAAGCCAGUUAAAGACUGCGAAAGGCCGUUUUACGCUCAGCUUGUGAACUAUACGAAUAUGCUUAUGAUAGUUGUCGAUGCGAGCUGCCCUAGAGAAGAAGCGUCUAUGUCUUUUAUAGAAGCGACUGAAGUCCAAUACAAUGAAUCGUUGCCAUGCUUAAAACAUGUGCAUCCUCUUUACAGAAAACAACCUACGUCGUGUAUCAAGAACCACACAGAAGAAAGCAACAUCGACAUGUGCGGCAGAGGAUCCCUUCCGAGCUCUAAUUUUUUUUGGAUAAUAUUUAGCACUUUCGUCACAUAUCAUCAUUUAUAAAUAAUUAAAUAUGUAUAAUAACCGGCAAACUUCUUGAGCAUUUGUUGACGUAGUGGGGGUAAGUUUGCGCAUGGUACACUCACGUGCAAAAACAUUAUUUACUUUGCGUCAUAAUGCUAUUAAAUUAUUAAAAUCAACAUAUGUAUUUAUUUAUAUAUUUAUUAGAACAUCAACAAAACAUAUAGGUUAAUAAUUGUAAUAAUUUAAUCUUGGGGUAAAAUAGAUAUUCCUUCUAUUAAGUCAAAACUAGAGCUGUUGCCAGGUCUUCGUUCAGUUGAAGCGAAGCUGGUAUUUGUAAUUUUUUUUUCGUUAUCAUAAUCUUGACCAUCAUCAUCAUCACUGUUUUCAUCACCCGAGUCGCUAUCAUCGUGAUGAGUCGACAUAGGGCUCAUCGGCGUAGUUUACAACUCCGUCGAUUCGGUCUUCUUUUUUGUCUAUAAUUAAUUAUUUUUGAAGAUAUUCGAUUCGUAGUAAUCUAAUGUUACUUUUUUCAUUUACCAGCUUCCGAUUAUUUUCUGUUCUUUUUUUCCAUCUGAAGCCUAGCUCUUUCAUAAUUCGUCGUAAGCUUCAUUCCGAGCCAUUAAAAUUGAUAUCUUCUUUAAAGUUUUCGAAGCCUUUCUACGAUACGGAGUUUCGCUACUUGUUACGUAGUUAUUAUGAUUACAUCUUUUUUUACAGGUUGAACGAAACUAUCCAUUCCGGUAACUUUCUUCUUCCCUGAUCUUUUCUUACCCGGAGUCCGAAACACGGCGAGCAAGCCAGAGCCUUUAGCUUCGUUAAUAAUGCACCUAACAGUACUCACUGAUGUUUUUGUUGCUUCCGAAGUCUGUUUUAAUUUUUCCAUAUCAUUCUUCCCCUGUUUUAUAAUGAAGCAAUAUACGUCGUACACAAAUUUUCUACCCUUUCUUUUAAGUACUACACCAGUUUGUCACGGCAGAGUGUAUGUUUUAUAAAAAAUCAACAAACACUCAUCAAAUAGCAAUGGCAACAAAGUCCACAAGCAAUUAUAACAAAUAACUUAACGAUUAAUAACGAUAGACUUUCCACUGUACGCAAGCGUACUUUUGGGAGCAAGCGGAAUGAGGGCGCGGUGCGGGACGCAAGGUUCGACUGAUCUACCAAUAACGCGCUCGAUACGAUUUCCCCUGCCGUCGCGCCUCACCCUCACCACCAAAGUGAUCUAAAAUUCGGUUCUGCGCAGUCAAGGUCAUUUGCUCAAGAAGUUUGCCGAUUACUAUACGUAACUUUCGAAACAUCUAAAUGUACAACGCUACAGAUCUAUGGGGUUGGUUUAGAAAUAUCACAAUAAGGGCGAUUUUAAAAUUAAUGUCUCAAAAUGUACCUAUAAUAGUACCUAUUAUAGUUACAUUUACAUAAUUUAAAAAAAUCUAAUGUAUGUGAAUGAUAAGGAAAUAAUAAAUAAUGCAGACAAAUCCAAUAAUUUCCUAUAUAAAACAUAUUAAUUGUCGAUAAAAUUCAUAUGAUGUAAAUUUUAUUGAUCUCUAAAAUAUUUAUCAAAAAAAAAACAUAUUAUUUUUUUAAGCCCUAAUAAUUAUUGUUAUGUAUAAUAUAUGUACAUGUCAUGGUAACAUAUCAAUAAUUGUUUUUAACGUUUUAAGUUCAAUCGUAGUGUUAUGCUCCCGUGGUGCCACGAUUAGAAAACUUAAAUAAAGAAAACAAUAAAAUCAUCAUAUCAAACAUACAAGUAUUCUCCGUUUAAUUUUCAUUAUAAUUGUUAAUCUAAAAUAAGGAAGUAUAAAAUAAUGUGUAGCUUUUGUAAAACAAUGGCUUUUUAAAACAAUCAAUGAACUAAGAAACUGUGAACUGUUACUUUUUUGUAAACUCCGUCCUUUUAAGUUUAUUGGAUGGAGUUAAAAUAAAAUUUAUUUACAUACUUAUUAUGCUCUUUUAAAAUUUAUUAUAAAUAUAUUAUAUAGAUUUUAAUCUUAUUUAACCUACCAAGGGCCAUAGCAACUGAACCUUACCUUGAAAUUAAUGACUGGUGGAACCUGUUGGAAGAGAAUAAUAUCUUGUUUUAUCGUGAUCUCUGUUAUUAUGCCAUAAUAGAAUUAAAGUACAGAAUUCCUAAAUUUUAUUUUUAACGUUAGUUCAAUAAAUUUUAAUAAUGUAAUAAACCUUUUUAUUCAAAUAUGAUUGUUGUUGGGUACAAAAUAAAUAUUGUCUCUAUUUCAAA
Molecule: messenger RNA, 6400 nt
Organism: Bombyx mori (domestic silkworm)
Lineage: Eukaryota; Metazoa; Arthropoda; Insecta; Lepidoptera; Bombycidae
Gene: stj
Product: voltage-dependent calcium channel subunit alpha-2/delta-3
Exons: 27
Coding region: 430-4206 (1258 amino acids)
Cellular component (GO): voltage-gated calcium channel complex
Molecular function (GO): voltage-gated calcium channel activity
Source: RefSeq, a predicted model, not a curated record